AUGCCCCGCACUUGGAUAACUUCUGAUCUUCAGCUACGACUAAUUUUGACUCUCUUCUUAGUUGCAGAAUGCUUAAGUGCAGAAAUGGAAGGUCCUAAAACAUCAAACAACUCAAUGCAGCAGAUGGACAAUGGCAAUCACAGUUCAGUUUCAACAACUUCAUCUACGGAAAGAAAGCAGAGCACUGUAACACUUUAUGCAGAAGUUAAAACUUCACUAUUAGAACUGGUGGAUGCAAAAGCUGUGCUCACUUGCCCUCCUGUGCAGUGGCCAAGUGUGUUGGUAACAUGGGAAAUAGUCCUCAGAGACAAGCCGCCCUGCUUCAGAGCCUACAGACGUGAUACAAAUCAGACCACAGGAGGAAACUGUACUGACAAGAGAAUAACCUGGGCCUCUGGACCUGACGAGAAUCCUGCCCUUCAGAUCAGUCCAGUGGCCAUCACUCAUGAUGGGAAUUACACGUGCCAAAUAGCAACAAGUAAUGGGAAUUUCCAGCAUGAAUAUCACCUCCAAGUGUUAGUGCCCCCGAAGGUGACCCUGACCCAAACUGAGAAGGGAACUGCAGUGUGCAAGGCAGCUGCAGGGAAGCCGGCUGCACAGAUCUCCUGGACCCCAGAGGGGGAUUGUGCCACUGAGCAAGAGCCUUACUGGGGCAAUGGCACCGUGACCGUCCAGAGUACUUGCCGCUGGGAGGACCGCCAUGUGCUGAAUGUGUCCUGCUCUGUCUCCCACCUGACUGGCAACAAGAGUCUGUCCAUACAACUGAGUCAAGGUUCUGAAAUACAAGCACACUUCAUUUUAUAUAUCAUUGCCCCUAUUUUUAUUAUCUUGAUCGUCAUGGGAUCCAUUUGGCUUUUGAAAAUCAGUGGCUGCAGAAAAUGUAAAUUGAAAAAAAAAGAGCAUACUCCAGUUGUUGAGGAGGAUGAAAUGGAGCCCUAUGCCAGCUACACAGAGAAGAACAAUCCACUUUAUGAUAUUACAAACAGGGCGAAGACGUCUCAGGUGUUACCAAGUGAAGUUGAUGGGAUGAAUCUCCAUACUGUUUAUGUUCCUAGAGUGUAG
Budorcas taxicolor (takin) is the source of this 1062-nucleotide messenger RNA. RefSeq names its product cell surface glycoprotein CD200 receptor 1. Gene Ontology annotation, molecular function: signaling receptor activity. Gene Ontology annotation, biological process: regulation of neuroinflammatory response. The record is from RefSeq and is a predicted model, not a curated record. The transcript has 8 exons. Lineage: Eukaryota; Metazoa; Chordata; Mammalia; Artiodactyla; Bovidae. Gene Ontology annotation, cellular component: external side of plasma membrane. Bases 1 to 1062 code for a protein of 353 amino acids.